AUGGUGCUACAAACUGGUGCGUUGGUACUAUCUGACAAUGGUGUCUGCUGCAUUGAUGAGUUCGACAAGAUGAAUGAAUCAACGAGAAGUGUUUUGCAUGAAGUUAUGGAGCAGCAAACUCUCUCCAUCGCUAAGGCAGGCAUUAUCUGUCAGCUGAAUGCGCGAGCAUCUAUUUUGGCUGCAGCAAAUCCCGUAGAUUCAAAGUGGAACAAAGAUAAGACUAUUGUGGACAAUAUACAGCUGCCUCAUACGCUUUUGUCUAGAUUUGACUUGAUUUUCCUAAUGGUUGAUCCUCAUGAUGAGGCUUACGACAGGCGUCUUGCGAACCAUUUAGUAUCGCUUUACUACAAGGAUAAGACUGAGUCUCAAGCUGAACAGCUUGACAAGGCUCUGCUGAGAGAUUAUAUCGCGUAUGCAAAGGCUAAUGUCCAUCCAAAACUCACCGAUGAAUCGUCGCAAUUUAUAAUUGACAAAUAUCUUUUCAUGAGAAAGGCUGGAGCUCAGCAUGGCCAAAUCUCCGCUUAUCCUCGACAACUGGAAUCGCUCAUCCGACUAUCAGAAGCCCAUGCCAAGAUUCGCCUUUCGGAGAAUGUAACCAUUAAUGAUGUGGAGUUCGCCUACAAUCUAUACCGUGAAGCCCUGAAACAGUCAGCAGUUGACCCGGUGACUGGUAAAGUAGAUGUAAAUAUUCUUGCUGCCGGAAUGAGCUCCACAAGCAGAAAGAUGGUGCAGCAGGUUGCUGAUGCUAUCGCUAGCCAUCUAGACAGUACUAAAGGUGUUAAUGUCUCAGCUAAGAAUCUUUUCAUGACGUUGAGACAGGCAGAUAAGAUGUUGAACCGUGACAUUUUCGACGAAGCACUGAACGAACUUGCCAAGAAGGAAGUCAUUGUUAGAACUGGAGAAAGAAUUCGUUACUUGACAGUCAAGAAUUAG
Cylicostephanus goldi is the source of this 933-nucleotide messenger RNA. NCBI's taxonomy places the organism in Eukaryota, Metazoa, Nematoda, Chromadorea, Rhabditida, Strongylidae. The record is from the annotation of a GenBank genome assembly.